GGCGUCUUGACGUAAUCACUUGCGCUGGGCUGAAGUCAUCCGUUAUCUAAGCGGGAGGGAGUAUAAAGAACACCUGGCGCUCGUUGCGGUCGGGCUUUCUUCCUGUUUUACUUAUUUACGUUCCGUCAUAUCCUCGCACCACCGGAGACUUUCACUACAAGGUCCAAUCACAGGUUUGGACACCCACAUAACCCGACAAUGUUCAUUACUCGACAGCGUCACGCGUUGCUUCUCCACGUCAGCAGGACAGCCACAACGAGCAUCGCCUCCCCAAAGACCCUUCCAUUCUAUCGCCGUACUUCCCCUCAAGUACAAAAUGUCUCCUCCGUUCCUGGUAAGAGCCCGGACGACAUGGGUGGACCUGGAGGCCAGGAACACUUCCCAGAGAGCAAUGGGUUGCGAAGGAGGUAUACCAUCACCACCAUGUAUGGGGUGCUCGCUGCAUGUUUUGUCUUGGUAGCUGCGAGGGUCGCUAGGUUAAACUCGAAAACCGGCUAUGUUUUAGUUCAUGAUUCAUCAAAGGGGGAGCUUGAUGAUGUAAAGUACAUAAAGGUGUCCGAUUUGCCAAAGUCGUAAGGGAAUAGACGUUUUGUGGACGCAAAAAGGCAAAUGUUGUGACGGACAUGAGCGUUGGGUCCCUGCCCGAGAACGGCGCUCGCCGUUUCUACCUCCGCCCCAACUCGGCGAGCUCGGACACGAAAUCCGUCGCAAUCUUACCCAGUCAGCUGACGUUUUCGUUCUGUUUGCCUUCACGACGGAAGAGAAUUGGUCCACCGUCUGUCAGCACAAGAAGAUCGGCACGUACUUUUGCUCGAUUCAUGGAGGUUUUCAGGCCUUCAGCCAAUGCGUGGCACCUG
This is a messenger RNA of Chaetomium fimeti, 857 nucleotides long. RefSeq lists its product as uncharacterized. Bases 199 to 576 code for a protein of 125 amino acids. Lineage: Eukaryota; Fungi; Ascomycota; Sordariomycetes; Sordariales; Chaetomiaceae. The record is from RefSeq and is a predicted model, not a curated record. The transcript has 2 exons.